Messenger RNA from Phalaenopsis equestris, 1130 nucleotides. RefSeq lists its product as uncharacterized. NCBI's taxonomy places the organism in Eukaryota, Viridiplantae, Streptophyta, Magnoliopsida, Asparagales, Orchidaceae. The coding region runs from base 582 to 1130 and encodes 182 amino acids. The record is from RefSeq and is a predicted model, not a curated record. The transcript has 2 exons.
CGGACUGGUACUUGUAAAGAUUACUGGUGAAAACUAAAUGCUCAGUGUCAUCAAACUCAACUUCAUGGAUGGUGAAAAUCUUGAUGCUGAGAUAAAAAAUGAGAAUAUGAUGGGGGACUAGUCACUGAGGGACCGAGAGGUGAUUGAAUCGUCGACAUGGUGAAGGAUUGAAACUCUAGUGUAUUUUUGUUAUUGUUUUUGAGUUCUAAGGGAUGUGGAUGUAUAUUAUGAAAUUUGGUGGUUGAAUAUAUAAAUGAUAAGAGUCUAUGUGUAAUGUUUAUAAUGUCGAAAAACUAAAAAUAAGUAUUAAUUAAUCCUAAUUUUUUAUUUUUCAUUCGAAAGAGCAUUGGCAUCUCUCUCUUCCCCGUAAACGAUCAGUUCAUGACUGGAAUAAGGCCUUUCCCCAUUUUCUGGCCGCAUAAAGGCUCUGUUGCUCCUACGAUUUCGAGAUCCCUUCGUCCCCAAAUACUCUUGGCCUUGUAAAUCAUCAGUUCUCGCAAAAUUUGGUCAAUUUGUGGGAAAAGGAUUGGGCAUAGAAAGAAUCCAAAUUCUUGGGUUUCAACGCUCUUCGAGAAACCAUAAUGCCCGCGAUGGACAAUCGAGAAACCAUUCAGGGAUCUUCCGUUCCAUUCGCCGUGAUCGGCCGCUCCCUCCUAAGCCUCCGGCGAUAUCAAGUUCAUGCCAUCGAUGGCCAGCACGAGCUCGACUCAAGCCAGGAGCAGGAGCUCGAUCUCUACCAGUGCCAAGUCGCUGAUCUAUUCACCGGCCUUUCUUCUUCGGGUGGAGACGAGCUGCUCUCCCUUUCCUGGGUCCGUAAGCUACUCCAUUCAUUCCUCCUUUGCCAAGAGGAAUUCCGUGUCAUUCUCUUCAAUAACCGGCCGAUCCUCUCCCGUCCUCCACUCGAUCGUCUUAUCUCUGAGCUCUACGAUCGCGGGGUCAAGGCCCUCGACGUCUGCAACGCCAUAUGCGACGGGAUCGAACAGGUGAGGCAGUGGCAGAAGCAUAUCGAGAUUGUUCUCAUUUCCUUAAAUCCGUGCAAUAAACCCAUUGGCGAGGGCCACUCAACUUGUCUGGCCUCACAUGCUUCACCACGGAAGUUUGCAUCAGCUAUUACCCGACAGAAGAAGUAG